GAGACAGCUACAUACCGUACUACCCCACUGGGGACGUGUACUUCCGCCGCCGCCGCAGGGCCCGGCCCGCGCCGCACGGGUUCCGCAAACGCAGCGCAUCGAUCCCUGCACGCAAUGGGAUGCGCCCGAGCCGCCUGUCAGCAACGCCUCAGCGCAGGAAGCGACAGAUCCGUCUCAACGAUAAUGACCUGGGCGCCCUGAUCGCGUUCCUGACGGACCUCAAAGUCACCAUGGAGCGCUCGUCAGGGGAGUGCAAUAAUCCGUCCCACCACUCCUUCUUCCGGGAGAACGAGCUGAACGAGGAGCUCGGAGCGGGAAGCGGGAUCGAUGAGGACUACACGGACGACGAGGAGCCGCGCCCGGCGCCCGAGCAGGAGUUCCCCGUCUGGCUGAUGCCGCAUUCGUACCAGUUGGAGCCGGCGAUACCGGCCCCGCAGCGGCGCGCCUUCUACUACCCCACCCUGCUGCCGGGCCAGAAGAGGGCGUUCGGACCGCGUCUGCCCGCCGCCAAGCUGCGCGAGGGCCGUCUGUACGGCUUCGGACCGGCAUCUCAAGAUGGCGGACCGCCGAGAAAGUUUUCACAAAAUCCCUCACUGUUUCCAGGGCCGUCUGUACGGCUUCGGACCGGCAUCUCAAGAUGGCGGACCGCCGAGAAAGUUUUUCCAGUGAGACGUGCCAUGUCAUGCACAACGAUGACGUCAGGCAGCUGCAGUCAGCUGACCGGGCCGGGAUGGUGCUCUCACAAGCUGUGGCCUCGCACGCUCGGCACCAGUGACGUCAUAGUUUUGCAGAGACUUGUUUUGGGCGUAAGUUGGAGCCGCCCAGUGCCGGUUGCUUACCCGUGAUUUGUGACGAUGUGAAUGUGUUUAUGCUGCGGUGUAAGUUCAUGUGCUUUGCUGUCCCAUUGUGGUUGAAAAUGUCCCACAAGUUAUUGUUUCAUGUGCUACCGAAUUGGAGAAACAUUUUGGUAAAAUUACUGGAAGCUAUGACAGUAGAUUCAAUAGCUAAUACACAGUGUCUGGAGUGUAUUUUGGGUGUAUUUGCAGAAAGCCGUUAAAUCAUCAUUUUUGUAUAGUUCAGCAAAUCAUCAUUUAUAAUAACACAGCAAAAAAAACAAUGCCCCUCGUUCGUUUCGAGUCAUGAAAUGAAUUCAGAUGUUUCAAAUGAGACAUUUGCACCAAUGCGCGACAUUCAAAAUGGGUUUACAAAUUGCAUGUGGUUUCCUGUAAAAAAGAAACAGAUUCGAUGUGUCAGUGAUGUGCAGCGUUCAAUAUGGUAGGUCCCAAGAGCUGCGUAAUCACAACAUGAAUAUGUAAUUGCAACCAUCAACGUUUUAUCUUCUACCAAUGGCGAUCAGCUUGUCGCAAGUGGAUUACGGGCAAAGCCACGAGAACCUUUCAACGGCGCUACCACUCGUCGGAAGCUCGCUGUGUGAUCUCUUCCGACUCGUUUAGUUUGUCCUGUGCGCCAAUGAGUUGCAGCUUGAUGCUUAUUUCACCGAGCUUACAUACAAGGAUGGUUAGAUACUAGUAGAUGAAGCCGUCGGAGUGUGUACAUCUGAUGCCAUUCGUUGUCAUAUCUUUAGUUCAUAAUCGAAUGUGUUGAAUCGAAAUGUGACCCUUUGCAUCAAGAGAUUUUUAAUUGCAUGCUGUGCAAAAUUUGACUGAUUGCACUAAACUGGGUUGAUGUAAACAUGGCAUGACCUGGACGAUGGAUGAUUUUAAUGAAAAUUAGCCAUUGUUUUCAGGAUUCGGAAAUCCACUCAGUACCAUGCAUGUGUGCUGUCGUUGGCAGUGUCACUAAAGAUUACCAAAAUACUGCAUGUAUGAAAGAAUACUAAAAACUAAAUGCUCACGGCAUUUGGGUCCGAACGGUGAACUAACAAGUCAUGCUGCACGUCCUGGGUAGACGCUUGAGUCCCAUAAUUCGUCCCGUCAUUAUGGUAGAUUCAGGAAGCACCAGCUGUGCAUUUGCUGCGCCCUUGCUGUUCGACAUUCCAUUCUGGUCGUCGGGAAAAUGUUCCCCUCCACAUGUGCUGCCUCGCACUGCUACAACCUGUAUACGUCCUCGUUCGCGUGCUAGUUUCGACCUACGCGCAAUGUGCGCGGCUGACCCUCGUUCGUUUCGCGCGAGUCCAACAGAUGGCAGCAGGUGUCUCGCCGCCCGCCGCAGUGAACACCGCUCCCCGCGGGAGUCGGGAUCACGCAUCAUUGCCUGUCGACAGUAUUGCUCGGCUCGGGCCCGUACCGUAUUUUUGUCCGGAGGUUGGAAAUACAUGUUGACUACGAAGA
Molecule: messenger RNA, 2291 nt
Organism: Pollicipes pollicipes
Lineage: Eukaryota; Metazoa; Arthropoda; Thecostraca; Pollicipedomorpha; Pollicipedidae
Source: RefSeq, a predicted model, not a curated record